Opisthorchis viverrini is the source of this 1690-nucleotide messenger RNA. RefSeq lists its product as hypothetical. The transcript has 10 exons. The record is from RefSeq and is a predicted model, not a curated record. Lineage: Eukaryota; Metazoa; Platyhelminthes; Trematoda; Opisthorchiida; Opisthorchiidae. Gene Ontology annotation, molecular function: actin filament binding. The annotation marks the transcript as partial. Gene Ontology annotation, cellular component: focal adhesion.
AUAGGGAUAACUGUCACCAUACCCCAUUCUGCAGGCACUUUCUCUUCGUCCCAUAUAGCACCAACAAGAUUUGUCAGACGGGUCACCAGGGAUUUUCCGCCUUCUUCCAAGAGAGCUGGAUACAGACCGUCCGGUCCUGGUGCCUUCUCACGUUUCGGUACGGCUAUUUCGAAGGGCGAUCAAGGUUUACAUCCCAUUCGCUCGUAUGCAUUAUCUCCACCAGCUCCGGCGAUGAGCCUGAAUAAGUCGUGCGCGCAGUGUAAACAGAUAGUCUAUCCGUUAGAACAGUUAAAAUGUCUUGAUCAGGUUUGGCAUCGCAAGUGUUUCCGUUGCGAGAAGUGUGGAAUGGCUUUAAAUAUGCAAAACUAUCGGGGUUACGACAAGAAACCUUAUUGUUCUGCCCAUUAUCCUCAACCGAAACGAUUCACGGUGAUCGCUGACACGCCUGAAAUGCAACGAGUCGCUCAGAACACACGUGUCCUAAGUGAUGCCACAUACAGACAAGAUUUCUAUCGCACCAAAGGUCAUUCUCUACAAACAAUUCAGUCUCCUCAGCUGCCACCCCUCUCACAAUCGUCAGACACACGACCGUACCAGCACCAUCAUAACGAUUACGCGCUCGAUCAGGACCGAAAUUCAACUCAGUCUGCGCCACGAAUGAACUCUACCGGUCAGCCAUUCCGAUCUUGGUCUACGACUUCGCCGUCAGUCAGUCGGUCGAGUUACGUGGGCAAUGGGCACCACCAACCCUCGAUGGGCAACGGAUCAUACACGUCAAACGGAUACACAGGGACGUACUACUCGGGGCAGUAUGGAAUCCAACAGGGAAGACGUCCCGACAUCAGUACUGAGUUCACCGAACCAUCAGACAAUCAUUUCCAGCCUCCAACCGAAGUGGGCUACAACACUCAAACAUCAGACUAUCGCUCUUCAAAUCCCAAUACGAAAUAUCGUGCAAUGUACGACUACGAAGCCAGAGAAGAUGACGAAGUGACGUUCAUCGAAGGAGAUAUCAUUCUGAACGGCGAUCCCAUCACAGAAGGCUGGAUGUACGGCACGGUCCAACGAACUGGUCAAUUUGGCAUGUUGCCCUCCAACUAUGUUGAACCUAUCUGAAUGUAUCUCAAACUGUAGUCCUUUGCGCACGGAACUGGUAGCCCCGACUUUCUAGCAUUCCACCUCGCUACUCCUUGUUUCUCAAAGUCGUUGUUCUGGACUGAGCAGCUGAAGGUUACUCAGGUCUUGCGGCUCUGUUUCCACUCCUUUUCUGCACCUUUUCACCCGAAUGCCUUCUGCUCAACUACAGAGUACUACUGUUUCAUAUUACAAGCCUCAUCGUCCGCACCGGCCGAUUCCUUCGCCCUCAAUUUGGCUUCCUUUCAUUCCAGGUAACUCAAUGCAUUCUGUUUCUUUUUAGAUGAAACUCGACUUCUCCGGCUUUUUUUCCUUUCAUCAGUUGUUUUUUUAAGCCUACGCAUGUUGUCAUCUGGACGCAUGCAAUUUGAAGAGACGCUGGAAAAAUGCAACAGCAUGUCUUUGUUGAAUUCAAUGUAGAAUCGUUUUACACCGUUGUAUUGAGUUUUCCUCCAUCAGUCAGGGAAACAGUCGCCUCUGCUGGGAGUUCAACUGUCACGUUUCGGACAAACGGGACCCAUCAUGCAAGUGGUGUUUUGAGUAUCAGAGAGGAAAA